UCAAAUAUACCUCUCAAACAAUGGCUUUCUGUUUCUCCUUCAGCUCCUGCAAUUCCAUUAAUUUCUUGCUUAUCAGCAUCGCCUUAAGUUUGCUGAUCACGGAACCGACAAUUACCCAAGCUGCAACUUAUGGUUCCGUUGUUAAGUUUCGUGCCUCCUCAUGGAAAUAUGCACAUGCUACAUUUUACGGCGAUGAAACUGCUCGUGAAACAAUGGGCGGAGCUUGUGGGUAUGGGAACUUGUUUGACAGUGGAUAUGGGACCAACACUGCAGCAUUGAGCACAACAUUGUUUAACAAGGGCUAUGCAUGUGGAACUUGUUUCCAAAUGAAGUGUGUUAAUUCCAAAUGGUGUUAUGGAGGUUCCCCAUCUAUAACUGUCACUGCUACAAACCUUUGCCCUCCUAACUGGUAUCAAGAUAGUAACAACGGUGGAUGGUGCAACCCGCCUAGGACCCAUUUCGACUUGGCCAAACCUGCUUUCAUGAAAUUCGCACAAUGGAAAGCUGGCAUUGUCCCUGUUACAUACCGCAGGGUACCCUGUGCGAAACCUGGAGGACUCCGAUUCAAGUUCCAAGGAAAUGGGUAUUGGUUAUUAGUAUAUGUAAUGAACGUUGCUGGAGGAGGAGAUAUAUCAAACAUGUGGGUGAAAGGAAGUAAAUCAGGCAAAUGGAUCAGUAUGAGUCAUAAUUGGGGUGCAUCAUACCAAGCAUUUGCAGUUUUGGGAGGACAAGCUCUUUCAUUCAGGGUUCAAUCUUACAGUACUAAAGAAAUCGUUACAGCUUCAUAUGUAGCACCUGCUAACUGGUAUACAGGAAUGACUUAUAAGGCUAAGUCUUGGGAGAACUUUCACUAGUGAAAGUUGGUGCAUAUGACAGGGAAAAUAAGGAUUUCUCCCUUUAACCAGAGGAGUUAGUUUUUACGAUUUUCAAGGUUUUUUUUUAUAAAUUACAAAGAA
Messenger RNA from Papaver somniferum (opium poppy), 956 nucleotides. Its product is annotated as putative expansin-A30. Gene Ontology annotation, cellular component: extracellular region. Bases 21 to 854 code for a protein of 277 amino acids. The transcript has 3 exons. Lineage: Eukaryota; Viridiplantae; Streptophyta; Magnoliopsida; Ranunculales; Papaveraceae. The record is from RefSeq and is a predicted model, not a curated record. Gene Ontology annotation, biological process: plant-type cell wall organization.